This is a messenger RNA of Chenopodium quinoa (quinoa), 1313 nucleotides long. Its product is annotated as peroxidase 5-like. NCBI's taxonomy places the organism in Eukaryota, Viridiplantae, Streptophyta, Magnoliopsida, Caryophyllales, Amaranthaceae. Gene Ontology annotation, cellular component: plant-type cell wall; plasmodesma. The transcript has 4 exons. The record is from RefSeq and is a predicted model, not a curated record. Gene Ontology annotation, biological process: hydrogen peroxide catabolic process; response to oxidative stress. Gene Ontology annotation, molecular function: heme binding; peroxidase activity. Bases 1 to 1065 code for a protein of 354 amino acids.
AUGAGUUUUCUGAGCAACAAACUCAUAUUACCACCAAUCAUAAUGAACUUUUUGCAUCAAAAUAUAAGAACACAGAGAGCUAAUAUACUCAUGACAAUGAAGCUAGCUUUAGUAACUAUAGUAGUAUGUUUCUUAAGUUCUCACAUUGUAGCAGGACUGCAAGUAGGAUUUUAUCGCGAUAAAUGUCCCUUUGCUGAAGCUAUAAUCAAAGACGAGGUCAAAAAAUCCUUCCUUGAAGACAAAGGAAUUGCUGCUGGCAUUAUCAGGCUGCAAUUUCAUGAUUGCUUUGUCAGGGGUUGUGAUGGAUCGCUUCUGAUAGAUUCAACCCCAGAAAAUCAAGCUGAGAAGGACGGUUCACCCAAUAAAUCAAUACGAGGUCUUGAGGUGAUCGACAAUGCUAAGGCUAGACUCGAAGCUGUGUGUAUGGGUGUCGUGUCCUGUGCUGAUAUUUUAGCAUAUGCUGCUAGGGACUCCAAUGUACUUUCAGGAGGACUGUACUGGGAUGUACCAGCAGGAAGGAGGGAUGGCAGGAUUUCAAGAGCAGCAGAAACUGAAGAUAUCCCCAAACCCUCUUUUAACCUCGAUCAACUCAUCGAAUUUUUUGCAAAGAAGGGUUUGACACAGGGUGAUAUGGUUGCUCUUUCUGGUUCACACACAAUUGGUCGCUCACAUUGUUUCUCGUUCACAGUCAGACUCUACAACUAUAACACCAAAACGAUGCAGGACCCAAACCUAGAUCCACAUUAUGCACAGCUCCUGAAGAUAGAGUGUCCAAGAUUUUUGCAAGGAAUUCUCAACCAAACUUUGGUUGUUGCUAUGAACCAAAGUCCAUUUUUCAUGGACUCAAGCUACUAUGGAAAUCUUUUCAAACAUGCUGGUCUAUUUAAUUCUGAUCAGUCACUCCUGGACAGCCAGACGACUGCUGAACAGGCGACAGUUUAUGCAACGAAUGAUUUAGCUUGGAAGGUGGAUUUUGCUCGAGCUAUGAUCAAGUUGAGCCAGGUUCAAGUCCUGACUGAAAAUCAAGGAGAAAUUCGAGCUAAUUGUAGGGUGAUUAAUCCAUAAAAAAAGAUUAGACUAUUUGGGCUACAUAGCAAAAUUUGCUGGUUUUCCUGCUGUUGCUGUAAUGCUGCAGUCAUUAGUAAUUCUGAAUAAGCCAGAGACUUGGACUAACAAUCUCAAAUUAUAGAUCUUGAAAUGUGUAGCGUUUGUUAACGGCACGUUCCUGUCUUUUGGAAUGGUCAGACUAGAGCUUAAAGUCUUAAAGAUGAAGAGUUUCAGAAUUGUCAAAUAAGACACACUUUCUUGGUAAA